Messenger RNA from Cydia amplana, 1348 nucleotides. RefSeq names its product ubiquitin-like protein 7. Gene Ontology annotation, biological process: ubiquitin-dependent protein catabolic process. Gene Ontology annotation, molecular function: polyubiquitin modification-dependent protein binding. Bases 148 to 1302 code for a protein of 384 amino acids. Gene Ontology annotation, cellular component: cytosol. NCBI's taxonomy places the organism in Eukaryota, Metazoa, Arthropoda, Insecta, Lepidoptera, Tortricidae. The record is from RefSeq and is a predicted model, not a curated record. The transcript is spliced from 8 exons.
GUGAUAUUGGGAUGAAUUGUGGUUUUGUCAGCAAACGCAAGAAAAUAUACAUUUGUUUACUUUGAACGUCUUUUAUGUCGUAUAUUUAAAUAUUGUUAAAAGCGGGAUACCUUAUCAUUUGUUGGAUUUACCUGUUGUUAAAUAAUCAUGGAUAGUGCACCUUGCGUAUUUUUAGGCAUCAAAGUAAAGCCGGGGCCUAUUGAACGGUUUAAAUUAGAAAACUUCGGCCUCGAUAACACUGUAGAGAACCUAAAAAUUGAGGCCGAAAAGAAGUCUAACGUGCCGUCUGCAUCUUUGGAAUUAAUUCACCAUGGGAAAAUUCUCAAACCCGAGGCCACAUUGCAAGACUGUGGGGUAAAGAGUGGUGAAAUGGUGCAUGUUGUCAAAAAGAAAGUCCCGGCAGCGGCUCCUCCGCCCCCCACUUACUCGGAUGCCGAGUUGCAACAGAUAGCUAACUCGCUGAGAACUCUAGGAUGCACUCCCAAUGCUCCCGGGUGGACUAGGGCUAUGCAGCUUUUAAACGACGAAUCAGCCAUGAACGAAAUCCUCGAACACGCCCCAUCACUCAGAGAGGAUUGCGUCACACUGUCAAUGCUACAUGAAGUGGAACUGCUGGCUGCGUUAGGCGCCAAUGUAAGCACGAUGAGGCGAGCCGCCAACGCACACCCGGACUUGCCAGCGGCCCUAAGGCAUCUUACUAGGCUGGUGCACACCAGAGCCAAUACUUCUACGUCGAAUGACAAUGUACCAACAUCUGGUUUCGCGUAUUCCCUUGAAGCAUUGUCUGAAGACGAAGAUGCUGAUGAAGAAGAAAACGAGGAAGGGGAACGGAAUACCAUUACUCAAGAGCAGUUCGCUGCUGCCUUGCAGGCCGCAACCGAGGCAGUUUCGGCGUCCUCGAGCCGCGGCGGCGGCGGCGGGCAGGACUCCCUUCUGCGUCUGUUGCAGGCCGCCGGUGCUGGAUCCGGCGGCACUGAUAGCAACGAAGAGACGCCCGCUACCGGUUCAGCUACAGGCACCGGUCGCGCUGUGAUCACUCCGGAAAUGUUCAGCGAUGCCAUCUCGGAGGUGUUCAACCGGACUGGAACAGGCAACAGAUCCUCUGGCACGCCUAUGGAGCAAAGCACUGCGGCAUCCUCUUCUGCGAGUCCCGUGGGCGAGGAUUUCUCGUCGCAGCUGACGCGGAUGCACGAGAUGGGAUUACUGGAUGACGCACUAAACGUUCGUGCGCUACUCAUCUGCUCGGGCGAUGUCAACGCUGCUAUCAACUUGGUGUUUAGUGGCGCUAUUGCAGACGAAUAGGUCUUUUGGUCUUACAUAACCCGAUACUAGAUUAUACACAGAUAUA